CAAAGAUGGGAAUGGAAGGGAGGAAAGCGAGACGCGGAGAGAGCACGAGAGAACCAAAAUUGAGCCAAAACCUGAAGUGUAUCUAGGAUACAGUGACUCACUGUCAUGCCGUUACGAGCGCGCCGCACAUCCACGCUCGUUCGGGUUUCCCAGUCUAGGCGUCGGAAGGAAGCGGUCCGAAUGCUGCGCGGCGCCGAGUUGCAGAACCGAUAGCCGAUAAGCGAGUGGAAAAAUACCGAUAAGCCUCCCCGUGGUAUGCGGGGCUUCGUGACGCAACGCCUCACCGGAAUUCAAUGGCCACAGGAAAGGCGUCACGCGUUUAACAAAACGCACGAACGUCGACCGUGUCACUCCGUCCCUGAACAGCGACGGUGACGGACCACCUUCGCUCGAAAACGUUGGUGUCAAGACUUUUUCAGAAGACAGAGGGAAAGAGAGAAAAGGGAAAAAAACAAAAGUGGAAAAAAGUGUUUGAGAGCCAAGAGUCGCCCCUUGGCCGGUGCAACAGAGGACGUGUUGGUUUCAAGGUCGUGAGAGCGGACCCUUCGCCAUGGGGGGGCGGCACGCGUCCCUCGCGGUGCCCGUGUACUUGGCGGCGCUGCUGUGGUGCGCGAGCGCCAUGAGCAGCCGCAGCACGGAGGACUUCACGUCGUCGCUAAUCUGGGCGCCACUCUACCUCAAGUCGCCCUACGUCACCUUCAUGAACGACUUCCAGACGCCGACGUGGCGCACGCGGCACCCGCUCACCAAGGAGCCCGAGCAGCUGCGCGACCUGCGCCUGCCCCGCGGCGUGCCCUUCUCCGUCAUCUGCGGCGCCUGCUUCCAGCGCUCCAUCGUGGCCACCAACCUCACCGUCAGCAUCUCGGGCCACGAGUUCCAGAGCGUGCCCAGGAAGCGCAAGAACAACAAGUACGAGUACAACGUCAGCUACAACGAGUGCCUCAUGACGUACCUGAUCACGGCGCCGAUCGAGAGCGACGGCCGCGUCACGUGCACGCUGCACCGCGGGUCGCACCGCACGGUGGAGGAGAUCACGUUCCGCGCCGUGGACGUCGAGGUGAGCACGCCGCCCGAGGAGCUUGAGUCCGACAAGAUCCCGCCCACGCUGGAGCUGCACUGCCCCCAGCCGGAGGUGCCGCCCACCAACGCCAACCCCGUGGUGCGCGUGUGGCACGAGGACGCACAAGACAAGGGGCGCCAGGCCGUGGGCAGCCCGCUGUCCACCAUGCGCCCCCUGCUCAAGCUGUCGCGCCCCAAGCACACGCGGCACGUGGCCUGCUCCGUGUACCACAUCGCGGCGCCGCAGAAGGUAUACCAGACGCGGUACACGGUGCGCGGGACGCAGGCCGUCGUCAAGAAGGACUUCCGCGUGUCGGGCGAGCGGCUGGAGCUGGAGGAGGACGCCGAGGAGCUGGCGCCGCGCAUCUCGCUGCCCAACUCCGUGCUGGGCAUCAUCAUAACGGCCGUGGCGGUGUGCCUGCUGCUCACCGUCAUCGGCCUCUACCGCUUCGUCUCAGCGGCCAGGCGGCACUGACGGCGGCUCGGCUCCGCGUCGCUCAUACGGCUCGUGUACAGUCUUUAUUGCUCAGAUUUCUGAGUGGAUCCGUGUAGCUACGUUUGUACAGUGUUUCAUCUUUCAAAUCUUUUGUAAAAAAAAAAUAUAUAUAUAUAAUUAUGUUUCCUCUGCAUGCACAUCUCUCACACUUCAUUCAUACAAAUAAUUUAUUUUGAUAUGAAUCUGCGACUUUGUAUCUGCUUUAAGGAUAUAUUUUAUGACGCAAACCUGUUCACCGAUUUGUCUCCUACGGAUAGGUUUAAGCCGACGGAGUUGCUAAGCGACAGCUGGCAACGUGAGAGGAGUUACCAAGUAACGGCAUGAAUUGUUAAUAAAAGUGUACAAUACAUGAA
Messenger RNA from Penaeus monodon (black tiger shrimp), 1908 nucleotides. RefSeq lists its product as uncharacterized. Lineage: Eukaryota; Metazoa; Arthropoda; Malacostraca; Decapoda; Penaeidae. The transcript is spliced from 2 exons. Bases 551 to 1534 code for a protein of 327 amino acids. The record is from RefSeq and is a predicted model, not a curated record.